CUGGAGCAACCGGCUGAAGACCUUCCUUGUUCUAACAACUAUAGCAACGAACUAACCAACACAAAUCAAAUCAAUCACUUCUAAAUGUUGACAUUGUCUUGUUCAGAUGUGAAGCACAUCUGAAAUUGUGCUUCACCUGAUAACAGCAAAGGCUCCAUAUUGUUACUGUGCCUAUGGGAGACAGGAAGUAGUAACACUCAACUGACAUCUAGUGAGACUCAAAACCAGUAAAUGCUGGAAUCCACUGAGCAGGGAGUCCAACAAGCAUUUCUGAGCCCCUUCAAAUGCCACAAAUAGGCCCAGUGAAGAGGAUUAUUGCUGAGAGGGACAAGCACCCUUUUGCCACAAAGGCCCAUCUGUAGAGCAGCUUCUGGGGGCGACAGCGUGCGCUCUUACACCUUGGCCCACCCUGCUUCCCCUAACUUCGUCACAGCUCGACGGCGUCAGUUAAACACGUGACCCGCGCCGUCCAUGCAUCUCUCCGGUGCGGCGGGUCUUUCUGGCUUGUGCCGAGUCGCCGAACAUCUGUACCUCAGCAGCGGCAGAGCGGCCAACGACUCCUCUCUGGUGACGCGCUUUGAGAUAACCUGCAUCGUCAGCGUGACCGAGGCCGGGAGCAGCGGUCCUCCCCUUCCCGGCGUGGAGUACGUCCACGUGCCCGUGUCCGACAGCCCGGCGACUCCUCUCUGCGACCACUUCGACGGCGUGGCGGACGCGGUGGAGCGCGUGGCGCGCCGCGGCGGACGCACGUUGGUGCACUGCCGCGCAGGCGUGAGCCGCUCCGCCGCCCUGUGCAUGGCUUACCUGGUGAAGCACCGCGGUGCCACUCUGCUGGAGGCCCACGCCCGCGUGAAGGCUUGCCGGCCCAUUGUGAGGCCGAAUAAUGGAUUCUGGGAGCAGCUGAUCCGGUAUGAGAUGGAGCUGCACGGGCGCAACUCGGUCCGAAUGGUCUCCACCCCCCUGGGGCAGAUCCCCGACGUUUAUGAAGAGGAAGCCAGAGACAUGGUGCCACUAUGAGGGACUGUGUGUGUGUGCGCGCACCAUAGUUGUUUUUACAAAAAUAUUUCGUCAUUAAAUAUUUAUUUCCUCUUGAAGGAAAGGUUUCA
Molecule: messenger RNA, 1106 nt
Organism: Betta splendens (Siamese fighting fish)
Lineage: Eukaryota; Metazoa; Chordata; Actinopteri; Anabantiformes; Osphronemidae
Exons: 2
Coding region: 472-1017 (181 amino acids)
Biological process (GO): protein dephosphorylation
Molecular function (GO): MAP kinase tyrosine/serine/threonine phosphatase activity
Source: RefSeq, a predicted model, not a curated record